AUGGACAAGAAGUCGUUUUUGAUAAGCUGGUGCCAGAAGAAUGCUUGCGAGCCCGUGUUCGUGGUACGACCGACGGGGCCAAAGCAUCGGCAACGUUUUCUGUGCGAGGUGCGAAUCGCCGGCAUCCAGUACAUCGGUGUUGGCAAUUCUACCAACAAGAAGGAUUCCGAAAAGAAUGCAUCGCAAGAUUUCGUAAGCUAUUUGGUUCGGAUUGGCAAAAUAGCGGAAGAUGCGGUACCGUUGGAUACUUCCGCUGCACCCUCAGCGAAUGAUAAACCGGAUGCGGCUAACGUACAGGCCGGUCCAUCGGCUUCCCGUGCACCACACGGACAGGGGAAUAUAUUCAUGAAAGGGUUCGUCCCGCAGGAUUUGGGCCAUGCGUACCGGCCGUACGUUCCAUCGAAAGAAGAUAUCAAGCGGGAACAGGAUAAUUUGGAAUCAGCCGAAUCGCUCGAUGUGAACGCUUCGAUUCACGGCAAUUGGACGAUUGAGAAUGCUAAAUCGAAGCUUAACCAAUGGAUGCAGCAUCACAAAAUAAAGGCAGAAUUUAAGUAUACCUCUAUCGGACCGGACCAUGCCAAGAGCUUUAUAUCCGAGAUGACCGUCUACGUGAAGCAACUGAACCGUUCGAUAACGGGUCGCGAAUCCGGUUCGAACAAACAUUCGGCCAGCAAAUCUUGCGCGUUGUCGCUUGUACGACAGCUAUACCAUUUGGGUGUUAUUGAGGCUUUCUCGGGAUCGCUCAAGAGUGCAACCACAUCGGAACAGAUAGCGGCCUAUCCGGUGAAAAUUUCUCACCAGCUUGCUAAACGCGUACACGAAUGUUUGAUGGAGCUGGAAAUACAACCGGUGAAGGUGAAUGCAUCCCAAGCAACUGGGAAGGACACCGUCAGCCUGAUGCACGCCUCGGACGAUGUGCAUUUUAAGCCCCAAUCGACUAACUUGCAGCAACCGGCUUCGGUUAUCUCAUGGUCACCGCCCCAACCGAACUGGAACCCAUGGUUGGGUUGUAACAUUGACGAAGGUUACCUAGCAACAGCAACGCUCGAGCAGUUGAGUGAGGAUUUGUUGCACGAAAGCCGCAAUAUGCUGCGAGACAAUCAAGAACUACAUAAGAGUAUGAUGACGCGCGAAAAGCUUCCCAUUUCAGCGAUGCGCCGACCGAUCAUGGAAGCGAUUAAUGACCAUCCGGUGGUGCUGAUCCGCGGCAACACGGGCUGUGGUAAAACGACCCAGAUCGCACAAUUCAUCCUGGAGGAUUACAUUAACUCGGGCCAGGGUGCGUACUGCAACGUGUGCGUUACGCAGCCAAGACGCAUAAGCGCGAUCAGUGUUUCGGAGCGCGUGGCUAAUGAGCGGUGCGAAAAUUUGGGCUGUGCGGUAGGAUAUUCCGUACGGUUCGAUUCCGUACUGCCGCGCCCGUACGGUUCGAUACUGUUCUGCACAAUUGGGGUACUGUUGCGCAAGCUGGAAGGAGGCCUUCGGGGCGUUUCGCACGUUAUCGUGGACGAAAUUCACGAGCGCGAUGUGAACAGCGAUUUCAUAUUGGUCGUGCUGCGCGAUAUGGUUCACACGUAUCCGGAUCUGCGCGUAAUACUCAUGUCGGCCACCAUCGAUACGUCGCUUUUUUCACGCUACUUUGGCGAAUGUCCUGUGCUGGAGGUGCCGGGUCGUGCGUUCCCGGUUGAGCAGAUGUUUCUGGAGGAUUGCAUUGAGAUGUUGAACUUUAAACCUUCUCCACCGGAAGGUGCUGCGGCAAAGCGAAAGCGCGGCAAGGACGGUGAGGAAGAGGGUGAUGGAGGUGCAGAGUAUGAUCCGGAUGUGCAGGAAAGUGGCAACCUGAAUGAGGUGAUAGAUGAAACUGUAUAUUCGCCACAAACCAAGCAGGCGAUGAGUAUGAUGGUGGAGUCCGAUACACCGUUCGAGCUGAUCACUGCGCUGGUGGAUUAUGUGGAUCAACAGGGCAGACAGGGCGCCGUGCUUGUCUUUCUUGCUGGAUGGAACAUGAUAUUUGCCCUGAUGCGACAGUUGCAGACGCGACCAAAUUUGGUCGUGUUGCCGUUACACUCCCAGCUUCCGCGAGAGGAUCAGCGGAAGGUGUUCAAUCACUACGGGCAGCGGCGCAAGGUAAUCUUGGCUACAAACAUUGCCGAGACGUCUAUUACGAUCGAUGACAUUGUUUACGUGAUUGAUACGUGUAAGGCGCGUAUGAAGUUGUUCACUUCACACAACAAUAUGACGAACUAUGCGACUGUAUGGGCCGCCCGGACAAACCUCGAGCAGCGCAAGGGGCGUGCUGGUCGGGUCCGUCCCGGCAUGUGCUUUACGCUCUGCUCGCGAGCUCGUUUUGCAAAGCUAGAGGAAAACCUCACGCCCGAAAUGUUCCGCACGCCGCUGCACGAGCUGGCGCUCAGCAUCAAGUUGCUCCGGUUGGGUGCGAUCGGCAAGUUCCUGUCGAAAGCGAUCGAACCACCGCCGCUCGACGCUGUCAUCGAGGCGGAAGUGUUGCUAAAGGAGAUGCGAUGCUUGGACGAAGCGGAGCAGCUAACACCGUUCGGAAGAAUUUUGGCCCGGUUGCCGAUUGAACCGCGCCUGGGCAAGAUGAUGGUACUUAGCACAUUGUUUGGGCUGUGCGACACAAUCACGACGAUGGCCGCGUACUCGGGCACGUUUUCCGAGGUAUUCCUGCUGGAGUUAGGCCAGCGUCGUUUAAUGAACCACCAGAAGGCACUUAGCGGUCAAACGCACUCGGAUUACGUGGCGCUGCAGACGGCUUUUGAGAUGUGGAGCAAAAAGCGCGCUAUAGGCGAAGAAGCAGAAAUUCGAUUCUGUGAAUGGAAAGGACUCCAAAUGCCCACGCUACGUACGAUUUCCGAAGCAAAGAAGCAGCUGAUGGAGAACCUUUCGCUGGCUGGGUUCCCACAGGAUACAAUGAUGCCAUUCAGGUUCGAUCCGGAAAACCCCGAUCCGGAUCUGGAAAUGGCGAUGGCACUGUUGUGCGUCGGACUUUACCCGAAUGUGUGCUUCCACAAGGAGAAACGGCGUGUCCUGACGACGGAAUCGAAAGCUGCCCUCAUCCACAAGACGUCGGUGAACUGUAGCAACACGCCGACCACCUUCCCGUAUCCAUUUUUUGUGUUCGGCGAAAAGAUACGCACCCGAGCCGUAUCCUGUAAGCAAAUGUCCAUGGUUACACCGAUCCAUCUGCUGUUAUUCGGCUGUAAGAAAGUCGAAUGGUCAAACGGCUCGGUACGAAUCGAUAAUUGGCUCAACCUGAACAUGGAUCCGUACGAUGCCGCCAUGAUACUGGCGUUGCGACCCUGCCUGCAGGAUCUUUUGGUACAAAUAUCCGAAAACCCGGACAGCAUCAGUUCCCUCGCACCGAAACACAUGAAUAUGCUGAAGGUGGUAAAGGAGCUGUGCGCGUUCAGUGCGGGUGAUUACGAAAUUGAGCGUCCGGUGAGAAGCUCGUUUGGGCAGGGGGUACGAUCCCAUCCACCGAAGAUGCCGCGAUACGAUGGUGAGAGUAGUGACCGUGCGGGCCCUAGUGGCGAUGGUGAUGCAGGUAGCAUCUACAAACCGGGAGGAAACAUGGGUAACUUCCAAAAUGACGGCAAUCGGAGUUAUGGAUCGGGAUAUGGAAAUAACAAUGGGUAUGGUAAUAAUCGAUCAAACUUCCGAUACUUUAACAAUUCGAUGGGAAAUUCCACCCCCAACGAUCGUUACUCGGGAGCAGGGGAUAAUGGUGGUUCGUACGGCAGAGGUUCCAAUUACCAGGGUGGAUAUUCUGGUGGAAACCGCGGCGGUUAUGGUGGAGGUGGAAGAAAUUUCCAGCGCGGACGAGGUGGAUGGUAG
This is a messenger RNA of Anopheles marshallii, 3855 nucleotides long. RefSeq names its product dosage compensation regulator (gene mle). Lineage: Eukaryota; Metazoa; Arthropoda; Insecta; Diptera; Culicidae. The transcript has 5 exons. The record is from RefSeq and is a predicted model, not a curated record. Gene Ontology annotation, biological process: positive regulation of transcription by RNA polymerase II; regulation of mRNA processing. Bases 1 to 3855 code for a protein of 1284 amino acids. Gene Ontology annotation, cellular component: nucleolus; ribonucleoprotein complex; intracellular anatomical structure. Gene Ontology annotation, molecular function: double-stranded RNA binding; 3'-5' DNA helicase activity; ATP binding.